CGGUGGGCCGGAUCGAGCCAUGGGGAGUCGUCGUAGCCAAAGUAAAAGUCGGUUUGCUCACCCUUUUUUCCUGGAGAUAAAAACCUCCGACUCCGUGUGCGCUUCUCUCGCAGCCGUGAUCGAUCUCCAGCAAAUCCGCGCGAUCGACAUGGAAGCCCGAACGGAUCGCCAACCACCAUCCGGCGAUCCUCCGCCGGGGCAACCUCGCUGGGUGUUGCUCCAGGGCAACAUGAUCUGCGAGGAUCCCGCCGCCAGAGCAACAACACCCAUCGCCAGCGACGAUCUCGACGCCGAGACCGUGGCGGAUGCUCUGACCUCCGGAGGCCGUAACGUCCGCGUCUCCUUCCACCUCGCGGCGCCACCGGCGGUGUCACGCCUGCGCGUCGACAUCCCCGGCCUGCCGGACGGCACCCAGCUCCUCGCGGAGAUCAUCGCGGCCAACGCGGACUCGGUCCUUAUAGAGGUCGAGACCAGCAGACCCGGCAGGUUUGAUACUGACAAACGCGACUCGUUGGACUACUUCGUCUAUAAUGCCGGCGCCGCCGCCGCCGACCCCUCCCGCCCGCCGUCGCUGUCGUUGCUGCCCCCUUACCACAAGGGGUCACCCAGGUGGAAGCGACUUAUGCCUGCAGAAACCACUGGCCUCCUGCGCCGCGGCGACGAGGACCUGCUCGUGGCGCGGCUGACCCUCAAUGGCACGGAAGGAGAGGCGCCGCUCGAGGCCGAGCUCUGCCUGCUCAGAUCCGGUGAGUGGGAGUGGAAGCUCAAGCGUCUUCCGGUCCUCCACGGCGACGGCAAGCGGAAGGAGGUGUCCUUCUGGCAGACCGACGCGGUCAUCCCCGUCGGCGACCGGUUCCUGUACUGGGUGGACUACUACCGCGGCAUCAUCUUCUCGGACGCGUGGGAGGAGACGCCCCAGCUGCGAUACGUGUCUCUUCCCGUGGAGCCCUUGGAAAGCCGACCGGACGACCACGACGGCGGCUCGAGCUACCGCGGCGUGUGCGCAACGGACGGCGGUGGAGCAGUGAGUUUCGUGGAAGUCUUUCCCCGCUGCUGCUGCGGCUGCCCGGGCGCGACCUUCUGCUCGCGCUCCCGCUACGCCUUUAACAUAACCACGUGGGCGCUGAGGAUGGACGAUGACUUGGCAACGUGGGACAAGGUCGGCGUGGUUGACUCCGACGAGCUCUGGUCGCUCCCCGGCUACAGCGGCGUCGUGCCACGCAUCACGCCGGAGUACCCCAUCGUCAGCCUGGACGACCCCGAUGUCCUCUGUUUCAUGGUGCACAAGCUCCCAUACCAUAUGGAGGACGUUGACGGCGACCAUGCGAUACGGAUGAUCGAGGUGGACACGAAUCGCAUGGAGCUGCGAUCCGUCGUCUGUUACGACGAGCACGACGACGGUUUCUGCUCUCCUCCCGAGUUCUUUCCCUGCAUGAUCUCCCGGUACUUCGACGCCUCCUCUCGCAGCUGCCGUCCUCCAGCAAAGCUCCAUGAGCAAGCACCGAUGGCGGCAGCGGCAACAAUUAUUAAUGAACUCAACUCAUCGGAUAACAAGGCGGCCAUGGCUUCUCCUGGGGAGAUGUUGGCGACACUCCGGGAGAUAGGUGACCUGGAGCGUGAUGACAUGCUGAGAACGUAUAGCGUUCUUGUGUGUGAUGGGAGCCAGUUCAAGUUCAGGUCACUUUUGGCGCUUCCCAAGGACAUGAGGAAAGAUUACUGCCUGCUGCUCAUGGAAAAUCGUCUUUAGUUAAUUUGCUUCAAUAAAGCUACUACGUACUGAUCAUGAUAUGAUCGCCAUGUGAUUACUGCUAGCUGCUCAAGGGAUGAUUGCGUAUUUGUCCAAGAGAAUGUUCAGUCUUUAUCUUUACCUCAUAAAAAAGCAAAGGGAAACGUUUAGGGCCGGU
Triticum aestivum (bread wheat) is the source of this 1904-nucleotide messenger RNA. RefSeq lists its product as uncharacterized. The record is from RefSeq and is a predicted model, not a curated record. NCBI's taxonomy places the organism in Eukaryota, Viridiplantae, Streptophyta, Magnoliopsida, Poales, Poaceae. The transcript has a single exon. The coding region runs from base 20 to 1747 and encodes 575 amino acids.